UUUUCUUCAACUGUUUUUUCAAAUUUAGUUGAGAACAAUGACAUUGUGUUUGAAACUUCCACGACAAACUGAACACAGCAAUGUGUAUGUACAAAUGUCACACGACAGUUUGUCGCAUCUAGCAAGACGUAUGCGGCAUUCGCGAAUGGUUGCGAAUGAAAUGUACGAAUUUUCAUAGAUGUUGAUGCGGAUGAAUAUACUUUACUUCGUAUAUUUCAUGUAUGAAUAGGAAAAUGUUCAUAUAUUCCGUAUAAAAUGGCAUUCGCAUAUAGUAAAAUGCCCCUUGUUUAAAAUGAGAUACAUUUAAAAAUGAUAUUUUAAUGAUAAAUUGGAGUUUUGUUGGAAAUAUUUUGACUUAAAUAAGAAAAAAAAAAACUUUUUUUUUAUAUAUUUUCUAUAGUUGGUUCAGCUUUUUGAGGAAUUAACUCCAAUUUUUAAACGAAAAACAGUCCUAGUUAAGUCUUGAUAAAUUCUCAAGUAAAAAUAGAUCAUCAUCAGUGGCUAAUAGUCACAAGAUGGCAUUAAUAAAAAAUCAAGUCCUUAUGCGGAUCUGUUUUUCUUUCAAAAUGUAAUUUGACAGUAAAGUACACUUUGGUGUUUAAUUUGAUACAAAUAGUGAUUGAUGUCCGAUUUUAUAUAAUAACUCGUGUUAGGAAAUAAACUCCUUGAAAGAUAUUUUUUUUUUAGAAAUAAAGAAUAGAUGAAUUUAUUGGAAAAGUUUAUCAUGUAAUAGCUUUCAAACAGAUCGACAAUUAUUCAAACAGAUCACAUCAACAACAGUGCACCAUCAGUUUCAAAUGUUUGAAACGAGUGGAAACGAGUUGAGAAAAUAGGAGAGAACGAUUGAAAACGUCAGACUGAAGUGAACAAACGUCAAAACCAAAUCUGUCCGAUUUUCAUUGUCUCUGUUAAUCGCUUCUUCUUAUAAAUAACAAAAUAUUAUUUUUGAGAUCUUAUAAAAGUUUCGCUAUGAGUCGUCCAGAAAAAAAGCCGAAAUUUUCACACCCAGGUGACCAAAAUCACAAUGAAGAUGGGGUGGCAGAUUUACCAAACGACGAAUCUCCGCCGAAAAUAUUCAAAUUGAACAUCGAUUGCUAUGACGAGAUAUUUGAAUAUUUGGGCGUGAAAGAUUUGCAUUCAUUCGGACAAACAUGCAAGCGAAUGAACAAAGUGGCCGGCGAAUAUUUCAAACAAAAUCAUUCAUCGGCUGAGAAAUUCUGCGAAAAAGAUGGAAUUUACACAGUUUAUUCGGACAAAGACGGUGUUAUAGAUGAACGCAUUCAAACAUCUGGUUUUAAUAAGUUCAUGCCAUGCAUUUCAAUUAAUUAUCGUUAUGAUUCCACUCGAUCGUGGGGUCCACUCAAAUAUAUUGAAUCGCACAUCAGUGAAUUUGAGUCAACUAAACACAUUUAUCUUUCGAAGUUAUGUAUUUACAACGAAACAGUUAAGCAUUUCAAACAAUUUUUGCCUCAACUGGAAAUUUUGCAACACCGAAACUGUGGGAUGAUCGGUGACUUUUACGAUUUGAUAUUGAAGCAUUGUAUGAAUUUGAGAGAGAUUUAUUUUCAAAAUUCAGCUGCCGAUAUAAAUGGUAAACUCAACUGGUUAUUACAAGAAUACCCAAAGCUUGAACGAUUAGAAUUGAUACCUCAUGAAUGUUAUCAAUGUGAAGAGCUGCGUAAUUUUUUCGUACGCAAUCCAAAUGUACAGAGAUUUUCAACCACGCGGAAAUUUUUGUGGAAUAAUAGUGACAUAUUUUUAAAUUCCAAUGCAAAAUUGGAUAUAUUUGAACUCAAAGGAUUUUACUAUUCGACGCGGCCUUGGCAAAUGUCAAAAUUUCCCGUGGAAUUAUUAAAUCAACUCCAUAAACAAGGCUUUUAUAAGCGACUAUACAUUUACACCAAUUGGGUUGACGAUGCGUUCAGCACUGCAUUAGCCUCACUCAAAGGUCUCGAGCUAUUGAGCGUUCGACGAUUAAGCAAAAGUAAUAAUUUAGCUCAAUUGACCAAUCUGAGAGAAUUAAUUCUUAAGUGCGGAUCGAGUGCCACAGAUGGUGCCAUGGAUAUGGGGAUUUUAGCAAAUGGCCUUACAAAACUUGAACGUCUUUACAUUAAAAAAGGUACUAUCGAUGACAUUAUGCCAUUCAUUCGUCGAUCACCGAAAUUAAACAAAAUCAAAUUCAUACCUCCACAUUUCUGGAUGCGUGGAAAUUUUAAUUUAACAAUGUUGAAUGAAGAACGUGCCAAGUUGGCUGGAGCUCGAAAAAUAAUAUUUUAUACGCGUGAUGAUGUUUUCUUGGCUACUAAAUGGACGACCAGAAACGGUGACACCAAUUUGAGCCACAUCGAAAUUAGACGAUCGGAUUCGCUUGAAUGGAAUCAUCAUUAUUAAAUAGCCUUUUUUAGAAAAGAAAUUUUUUGUUCAAAUCAUCAAUGAUACCAAAAUACUUAAUACUUAAAAAUUUAGUUAGAAUCAUUUCAGAUUCAUUUUUGAAAGAAAGCUAGAGAAGUUUGUCUUUGUCUUACAAUUCACAAUACUUUUUCAGUUUUAGUUUUUCACUUCUAAGUACAGACAAAUUGAUUCAAUUAUAAUCUGAGUAAAUUUUUAAAUAAAGAGAAAUCCAAGUCUUUCAAAAUAUAACCUGAAGCUGAAGUGCAAUCCACUUUAGUGUUGAAUUUGUUACAAAUGGUGAUUAAUGGCCAUUCCAAUGAAUAUUAGAAAUAAAGAAUACUUGAAUUCAUACAUUUCCAGUA
Contarinia nasturtii (swede midge) is the source of this 2753-nucleotide messenger RNA. RefSeq lists its product as uncharacterized. The transcript is spliced from 2 exons. Bases 970 to 2391 code for a protein of 473 amino acids. Gene Ontology annotation, molecular function: protein binding. NCBI's taxonomy places the organism in Eukaryota, Metazoa, Arthropoda, Insecta, Diptera, Cecidomyiidae. The record is from RefSeq and is a predicted model, not a curated record.